Durio zibethinus is the source of this 979-nucleotide messenger RNA. The record is from RefSeq and is a predicted model, not a curated record. Lineage: Eukaryota; Viridiplantae; Streptophyta; Magnoliopsida; Malvales; Malvaceae.
CCAUGCAAUUGAUUAACAGUGAAGGAGAUUUCAACGUGGAUGGAGUUGACGAAUUCAUGCAGAAAACUGAGCUAUAUAAGUGCGGCCUCUCUUAUGUUGUGGUUGCCAUCAUGAGACCCCAAAGUAGCGGGAAGAGCACCCUUUUAAAUCAUCUUUUCAAUACAAAUUUCAGAGAGACGGAUGCAUCAGAAGGAAGCUUUCAUAUAGUCGAAUUUAAUUGCAAAAUUGCGAUGGAUUUGGAGGGUAAUGAUGGAAGUGAAAGAGGCGAGGAUGACACUGCAUUUGAGAAACAAAUAGCUCUAUUCGCUUUGGCUAUUGCUGAUAUUGUGAUAAUAAACAUGUGGUGUCAUGAUGUUGGUCGGAAGCAUGCUGCCAACAAACCUUUAUUGAGAACAGUUUUUCAGGAAAUGUUAGAUAUCAUUUCUUGUUUGAAGUUAGAACAAGAGAAAAGCAACAAAAUGAUGCAAGAUUUGAUGGACUAUGCUAGAAACGUGGUGGAGAGAAAAGCAAGAGAAGCAGCUGAAAAGGUUCAGCAACUAACGGAAAUUAGGUUCGUAUCCAUCCUGAACGAUGAGACUGUGAGAAAAAAAGACACAAAAAAAGUUGUUAGGGCUGCUCGAGCUGAGUCUCUUAAGCUUUUGUCUGUAAUGACCGCCAUGCGAUUAGAUGAGAAACCGGAUAAAAUUGAGAAAAUGCUCUUUUCAUGCCUUAUGGAUGGAAAAGUUUCUCCGAAGGAUACCCUAAUUACACCAGCGCAAUGCAAUUCAUUAUGGGAACGCUUCCAAGCAGAUGGCUUCACUCCUACUCAAGAUUUUGUUCAAACACAGGUACAUUAUAUCAAUUAAUUGAGGAACAAUUUCGGCCUUAAUUUCUUUGACCAUUUUGUUUUGUUUUGUAUUAGGGAGGGAUAAAGGGCCUCUAUAUAGCUGCUGCGAGUCUUGCAGUUUCUGUUGCGAGCCUUGGAGCUGCCAUUGCAGCU